Molecule: messenger RNA, 2313 nt
Organism: Didymodactylos carnosus
Lineage: Eukaryota; Metazoa; Rotifera; Eurotatoria; Philodinida; Philodinidae
Source: the annotation of a GenBank genome assembly
AUGAUAAGAACAAUUCAUUUCUGUUUCGAUGUAACAUCAUUAUCACGAACAAAAUCGAUGAAUACCAUGUUACAUGCAGCAAUACCGAAAUCUCGUUCGUCAACGUCGGAUGACGAUUCAGGAUGUGCAAUUGAAGAAUAUGCAUGGGCACCACCUGGUUUAAAAGCAGAACAAGUUAGACAAUUUUUCAAAUGUUUACCAGAAGAAAAAGUGCCAUAUAUCAAUUCGAUUGGCGAGAAAUAUCGGACAAAAAAAUUAGAAGAACAGUUACCACCGCACGAUUCUGAUCCAAAAUAUUGUCGACAUUUGACUGAAGAAGAAAAAAAUGAAUUGAAAAUAUUUAGUGAACAACAGCGACAAUCAGCACUUGGGCGUGGUACCGCCAAACAAAUAUCAUUAACGCAACCAUCAUUGACUUGUUGUGGGUGUGAGAAGCCAAUUGAAUCGGGUUCUAUUGGUGUUCAUGCUGAACGUGGAGGUCGAAAUGGUUAUUGGCAUCCACAAUGUUUUUCGUGUAAAACAUGCAAAGAAUUUUUGGCCAAUUUAAUUUAUUAUUACAAAGAUGGUGAUUUAUAUUGUGGACGACAUCAUGCUGAAUUGUACAAACCAAGAUGUUCAGCGUGUGAUGAAAUAAUAUUUUCUGACGAAUGCACGGAAGCUGAAGGUUAUUCUUGGCACAUGGAUCAUUUUUGCUGUAACAAUUGUUCAAAACGUUUGGGUGGUGAACGCUAUGUAAUGAGAAGUCAUCAUCCAUAUUGUUUAAAUUGUUUUGAGACUAUGUAUGCUGAAUAUUGUGAUACUUGUGGUGAACAAAUUCAAACCGAUCAACCACAAAUGGCACAUGAAAGUCAACAUUGGCAUGCAACAGAUCAAUGUUUCUAUUGUUAUACAUGUCGUAUACCGUUACAAAAUCGUGGAUUUUUUCCAAAAUUUGGCGCACUCUAUUGUUCAAACGAAUGUGCUCGACAACGUACAUCAUCAUCAAAACCAACACAUAUUAAUAAUGGAUAUAUAACAGACAAUGGUCCCGAUAUUAUACCGACCUUUAAUACACAUGCAAAACUUUCAGAACAUUCACAGCCAUUACCAACAUUAUUACAACAAAAACAACAACCAUUGAGAACAAAUUUUUCAUCAUUAGAUGACAAGACGAUUGGUGAGCGACAAUUGAAGAGUAGUUUAAGAAAUGGUGGUACAUCGUCGUCCUCCUAUCGCACUCAACCAUCGAAACAAUCAACAUCAAUAACAAAUAAUUCUGGAAGGUACAUUAAUGAUCAUACAUCAACCGGUUAUGUCUCAGAUGGACCAUCUUUAACGCAUAAACGAGAGUUGUCAAACGGCUAUAUGUCGGAUGGAACAGCAGCUAGACGACAAACGAAUAAUAUAAAUAAUGGUUAUAUUGGCAAACCACAAGUGUUUUUACAAUUCCAAUCACAACAACAACAACAUCAUAUCAAUAAUCAUGGUGAUCGACAACAGAUGAUGAACAUGUCAAAAAGUCGUUCACGUGAGCCGAUAACAUUUUAUAAUGAUUUAAAUCUCGAUCAACUAGAUCGUGGUGGUGCCGCUUUGGAAAUCGCACGUUAUAGUACAACAAAGACGAACGGUAAUUCAAGUUCUAAAUCAUCACGUUCGUCAUUACCAGAUUUACGUCGAAAAACACUAAUUGAGCAACAACAACAGAACAAAUAUCGUACGAACAAUGAUAAUGACAUCACUACAUUGACGUAUUCUCAAGAAACGUUAACCGAUCAAAACUCAAAUAAUUAUCAUAAUAAUCGACAUUCUCGAUCAUCAUCUCGUAUCAAACAUUUUGAUUCAAAUGAAAUAAUGUAUCCUAUCUCGAGACCAAAAUCUGUACAUUAUUCAUCGUCAAUUAAUCAAUUUCCACGAUCACGAUCACUAAAUGGAUCAAGUCGUUUUCCCUCAUCGACAACAAAACAGCAUCACGUUCGUUUCGAAGAUGAACAACAGCAGUAUUCACCAACGAGUUGUCGUAGUUCCCAUCAACGAAAAAAAUAUUCACCACCACAAAACUACCGUCAUCAGCGGCAUCAUUCAAAAGUACUUAAUGAAUAUUCUUGUUCAAGUUCGAGUUCAUCAUCGGAUGAAAACGAUGAUUUCGACAAUAUUUAUAAUCAAUAUGAUAUAAAUGGUAAUCGUGUGAAAAAAGCAAAUAUUGGAGUGAAAAUAAGUUACGUUGACGAUUGUUUCCAACAAACACAUGCGACAACAUCAAAUCAAGGAGCCAGAAAAAAUCAACAACAACAACAGAAAAAACAUAGAAGAAAAAAAGAUUGUAUUAUUAGCUAA